Nymphaea colorata (pocket water lily) is the source of this 1097-nucleotide messenger RNA. RefSeq names its product NAC domain-containing protein 67-like. The coding region runs from base 165 to 1052 and encodes 295 amino acids. Gene Ontology annotation, biological process: regulation of DNA-templated transcription. NCBI's taxonomy places the organism in Eukaryota, Viridiplantae, Streptophyta, Magnoliopsida, Nymphaeales, Nymphaeaceae. Gene Ontology annotation, molecular function: DNA binding. The record is from RefSeq and is a predicted model, not a curated record. The transcript has 3 exons.
UCGUUCGGCCUCCUUCAGAGGACGAGCCCUGAUCCCUGUCUUUCUCUUCCUCUGUCUAGCAGCAGCUUCAAUACUGUCUUUCUCUUUCUGUGUCUAGCAGCAGCUUCAAUACUGUCUUUCUCUACCUAUCUUCUUCUCUCAAACUCUCUAUCCGUUUCUGUUGCAUGAGGAUGGAAGGAACAGGGAAUGAGAUGUACCUGCCACCAGGGUUCAGGUUUCACCCCACCGAUGAGGAGCUUCUGGUCCAAUACCUCCUCCCCAAGACCUCCGGUCUCACCUUCUCCUCCAACGUCAUUGCAGACGUCCACCUCUACAGACACGACCCAUGGGACCUGCCUGGUAAAGCUUUUUUUGGCGACAACGAGUGGUAUUUUUUCAGCCAGAGGCACCGGAAGUUCCCCAAUGGGUCGAGGCCCAACAGGGGCGCCGGAUCCGGCUUCUGGAAGGCUACCGGCACCGACAAGACCAUCGUGGCCAACGGCCGCAAAGUGGGCACCAAGAAGGCGCUCGUUUUCUAUGUAGGAAAGCCUCCAAACGGGAGCAAGACCAAUUGGAUCAUGCAUGAAUACCAGCUCCUAGAUGACAAUGGCCGCUUCCCACAAAAAAAAGCAACCCGCUGCCUUGAUGAUUGGGUUCUGUGCCGAAUUUACAAGAAGCAGACCGGCCAGAAGAAGGGAAUGCAAAGGUUGAAACAGCAUGAUGAAGUCGCCAGUUCCCCUUCGGAUGGGGAGACCUUUGCAUCACUUUCCGCCGACGGCGACCAAAGUUCGAAGUCCAACGUGAACCAAUGGACGGCGGUGCAGGAAAUGAACGCUGAUUACCAACAACAGCAACUAACAUACAGCUCAGAUUUCAACAUCAUUACAGAUGAUUUUUUCAUGAAUCUGCCGACCUACAUGGCGGGUAAUUGUAUUAGUAUCGCUGAGAAAACUGGCGGAAACUUUUCCACCCCACUGAUAGACGCCUUUUACUUUCAAAACCACCAGCAGGAACCAUACUCCUUUUACUUUCAAAACCACCAGCAGGAACCAUACUCGUGCUUGUUUAAUUGAGUUCAUUGGCAACUAAACUGAAGGCUAAUAAAAAAAGUUCCUAGU